This is a messenger RNA of Salvelinus fontinalis (brook trout), 1443 nucleotides long. Its product is annotated as ribonuclease H2 subunit A-like. NCBI's taxonomy places the organism in Eukaryota, Metazoa, Chordata, Actinopteri, Salmoniformes, Salmonidae. Gene Ontology annotation, cellular component: ribonuclease H2 complex. Bases 177 to 1106 code for a protein of 309 amino acids. Gene Ontology annotation, biological process: DNA replication, removal of RNA primer; mismatch repair. The record is from RefSeq and is a predicted model, not a curated record. Gene Ontology annotation, molecular function: RNA binding; RNA-DNA hybrid ribonuclease activity. The transcript is spliced from 9 exons.
GAAGUCAGAGGCGACCACCUGUGUCAAUUCGCUAUCUAGCAUGCUCAGAACCCCUGUGUGUAACCGUAACUCGGGAAGUGUAGUUUCUUUGGAUGGAGGCAUCCAUAGCUGUAUGGAUCUGUGCAAAACUGCUACAUUGAUUACAGACUUACAGAAACAGACAGUGGAAGGUCACCAUGGAUCUCGGUGAGUUUGAGGCGGACAACUCGGUGAGCUGUCGCCUGGCUUCAGCAAUACCCGACGCCUGCAAGACAGAAGACUGCUGUUUGGGUAUCGAUGAAGCCGGCAGGGGCCCUGUACUGGGACCCAUGGUCUACGGAAUAUGUUUCUGUCCCAUCGCCAAAAAGGAAGCUCUGAAGAACUUAAAAGUGGCAGACUCGAAGACAUUGACAGAGGCACAGAGAGAGGAUUUAUUCCGCAAGCUGGACGAGGCCAAGAGCUUUGUAGGCUGGGCUCUUCAGAUACUCUCACCCAACACUAUCUCUACCAGCAUGCUGCAGAGGUCAAAAUACAACCUGAAUGCUCUCUCUCAUGACGCAGCCAUUGGCCUGGUACAGUUUGCCCUGGACAGUGGAGUACAGCUCAAAGAGGUGUUUGUGGACACGGUGGGUCCUGCAGAGAAGUACCAGGAGAAGCUGUCCCAGCGGUUCCCCGGGGUGGAAGUGACCGUACGACCCAAAGCCGACUCCCUCUUCCCCAUAGUCAGCGCUGCCAGUAUCUGUGCCAAGGUGGCCAGGGACCAUUCAGUAAAAGACUGGAACUUUCCAGAAGACCUAGGAGAGGUGGAUGCAGACUACGGCUCCGGUUACCCCAACGACCCGAAGACGAAGGCGUGGCUGUUGAAAGAGCUUGACCCGGUGUUUGGCUACCCUCAGUUUGUCAGGUUCAGCUGGAGCACCACACAGACCCUGCUGGACAGCAAGGCUGUCACCGUACACUGGGAUGAUGAUGAGGAGGAUGGGGAGAAGGCUGCAGCCCGUCAGAACAACACCUCCAUGCUCUCCUACUUCAAGGCAGGCUCCAAGACCUCCGCCCAGCAGAGCAACACACACCAGACACACCGCUUCUUCAAAGAGAGGAGACUGCAGAGCCUGGCCACACUCUGAGACAAGGAGAGGAAUACACACACCCACUGAGACAUGGUGCACAACACACAUUCUGUUUAAAGUCUCUGUCCACUGUUUCCAGAUGUAUAUGAAAUGUGACCUAUACUUAAUUACAAUAUUACUGAAAUAGUGUUCCUUCUAAAAAAUUGGGUAUCAAGUGUGUUAAAAAGCAGCUUUUCUGUGUUGGAAUGGUGUGGGUGUACCCCAACAGCAGAAGGGUGUGGUUGUAUACUGGUCAUUAAAAAUAUUAAUGCGAGUAGACCGCCUACUUGCCAGCUCCUCCUCAGGAGGCGGGCUUUUCUGUGUUUUUUUUGCUCCAAUUUAUUAUUUGGCCACA